CAACGAUGAUUGGUUGAAUACCUUGGUCAGCCUCUUACGUAUGACGCAAGACGUCCCCAACGCUGAGUUUGGAUGUUUGGCGCGGGGGAAGCUAACCGGUUGAACCUUGGCGGAUAAAAUGGACUCAUUUUGAAUCGAGCUACUUUAAAAGCCAGAGACAAAGGAAGCAGUCGUUCUGUUAGGGAGGAGAUGGAGCAGUCGAGCAGCAGGUUGUACGUUGGUCCACUCUCCCAGGCGGCCCUGAAGGUCCUGGCUGCUCUUCGGGCCCAAAAUCUGCAUGAGGGCGGAUGCAACCAGCGCUCCUCCAGAGAUCACAGGCAAAUGGAAAGGUGUAAUUACAGCCACGUGGAGUCAUGGACUCCAAGCUGCUGCAGUCAGAUGGAAAGUAGAGACAGUUGGCCCCAGGGGUUGUUUUCCAUCACUGACCAUAGCUCUACCAACGAUACACAGACUCAUCAGACUACUGCUAAUUGUCAGGCGGCAUCUGGUUUGGAUUCCUCGCUCCAAAAGAAAACUCUUGAGGUGCUCCCUGAUCAUCAGUGUUUCCAGACAUAUUCCCACAUAUUGUGCCUAGAGCCCCCUGCUUACCUGUCCAGACAGGCUCUGUCAUUCUCCCAGGAGACAGAAACAGACUUCUGCCAACAAGAGACAUUUUCCGUUUCUCUCCAACUACCAAAGACUCUUUCUGAUCAUCAAACUGCACCCUGCAGUAGUUCUGCAGGAAUAUUAAAGCCAGCUUUCAUGUUCAAUAACUACUCAGGAGACAAAGUCUCUGAUGAAAUGUUUGCCUCAACAACAGAGCAGCCUGAAUCUCAUUCUGUAGCUUGUCACACGUUAUUACCAUGCUCUGAUAAACGUAAAGAGACGGUGAACUCAUCAAGUGCACGUAUUAGAGACGACGCUCUCUGGGAUAUUAGUGCCAACGAAGCAGAGGGCCUUGUGCCUUCAGGCAGUGGAGAAAAGUGGACACAGAGUGUGUCUAACCCCUCAGAAGAGGCAGCUGGUGUUGUAGACGAACAUCAGCACUCAGAGCUGAACACAACUAAAGCUAAAAGGGGACACCAGCCUCUCGUUGGCUUUGUAACUAAAGACAUGGGCCAGCCAGUGGCAGGAAUAGCAGAGAGGGAACUCUUGCAGGGAGCAUUAGUUCAGUCUGAAGACACCAAAUUUAUCCUGGAGGACAACAACGCUCACAACCUGGAAAGAUUUGGCUUGAUAGCUGUGGCAGUGGAAAGCAGAACAGCAGCAGACAAUGAGGAACACCGUGAAUGUAAUGUGGACCCAAAACAGCUGAGCUGCUUUGAUACUCAAGACACUGACAUACACAGAUUAAAAACAGAUGCACAGCAGCUAGAAGAGAUCAGGCCUGUGCCUAAAUCUGUUGAGGGCUCAGAUGGAGAGCGAGGACUUGUGCCAACACCUUCCCUGGACUAUGGGGCAUGUAGGUCAUGGUUCAGAUCUCCCUAUUGUCCUGGCAACCAGCAACACCACACCUGUCUGCAGACCUACAGUAAAUCAGGUCUGCUACCAAUCCCAGAACGCAGACAAAACUCCUCCUUGGAACUGGAGAAGACCAUAACUACAUCAGCACUUGACAAAGAACUAUAUACGAAACAAUUAACUUCUGAGAUUCGUUCAGAUCAUCCUCCCCUCACCCCAUCCUUUCCCCGGAAGAGGAAGUAUGAUGUAUUUCAGCAUCAAUUUGUGAAUCCACACCUCAAGAGCUACAAAACCAUUUGCCCUCCAAAGUGGGAGCCGCCGCGUCCCUCACAAAGGACGGUGGCGGAAGGAGGAGUGAGCGAGCUGAAGAAGAUCAGACGUCAGCCUUCUGUUUCUGGAUGUCCAGAAUCGUCAGAAGAACAACAACAAACCCAGAUUAAAAUCACUCCCUGCGAGACGCAGCUUAUGUUUAAAAUCCAUACAGAAUCACAUGUCCUCAAGCAAACUCAACCCAUUAGUCUGAAGAAAGUGGAAAAAUCCUCCAAUGAAAUGGCAAGGAUUGCACCCAAGCAGAAACCCUUUGCCAAAUUAUGCAAACACAGGUUGGCUAAAUUAAGGGUCAGUUCAGCCAUGGAUGGUCCAAAAGGUUUUUAUGAGGUAGUUGCCACGAGUGAGCUACAAACUCAGUCCAAAACUGGCCUACAGCCUGCAGCCCUGGCAUCUGAUGCCAGAGUAAAGGAUUCUGGGAAGCUGAACUCAGAGGAGAGAGUGCAGAUGCUAGAGGAGGUGUGGCAGGCUGAGGUGGUGGUGGUAACGAUGAUGUUUCGAGAUGGAACAACUCAGUUAGACGCCGAGCAGAAGCUCACACCAUCAGUGUGUGGCCUCCUUGUGCUGAUGAAGAAUGAUCGUUGCUGCGCCCCACCUCGUUGUUCACUGGGUCUAAAUGACAGCCUGGUCUACUUGAAACUAGAGCACAACCCUCCAUGGGCACAACAGCAAAUUCAGCACACUCAGCAGCUCUUUACCAGAGAUGUGCUUCUACGGAUAUUGUCAAGGUCUCAACUGGUGGUUUGCUAUAAAGCCAAGGAUUUUCUUCGUACAGUUUUGCUGUAUUACAAACAGGACCUCAGCUGGAAAGAAGUGGCAGGUUGUCAGAUCCAGGAUCCACAGGUUUCAGGGUGGCUGCUGGAUCCCACGGAUCCCUCUUCCUGCUUCAAUGAACUGCUUAAUAAGCACAGCAAAAGACCAUGUGCAACACCUUCCCUGGGUCCUGACAAGGUUUCUCAGAUCAUAUCAAGUCUCUAUCGGCUCUAUGAGUUUAAUCUGACUUUAUGUUCUAAACUACAGAGCCAAGGCUUGUGGGAACUUUACUCAGAAAUGGAGCUGAAAAUGAUCACUGUUCUGGGAGUAAUGGAAAGCCACUGCAUCUGUGUGGACAAAGGAGAACUUAAGAGAACUUCAGACCUGCUAGGGACUAAAAUAAAACAGCUGGAGCAAGAAGCCCACAAAGCUGCCGGGCAAAUAUUCAUGGUGACCAGCAACGCUCAGCUACGGGCAGUCCUGUUUGAGAAGCUGCGCUUACAUGAGCUCUGCGAGAACAAGAAGCUUCCCAAGACCAUCAGCAAACAACAACAGUCAACAUCGGAGGCUGCAUUGCUGCAGCUUCAGCACCUUCAUCCUCUGCCAAAGAUUAUUCUGGAGUACAGACAGGUUCACAAGAUCAAGUCCACUUUUGUUGAUGGGAUUUUGUCAUGCGUGAAGAGCAAGAACUACAUUUCCUCUAAAUGGUACCAGACGAGUGCUGUGACUGGGAGAAUCUCAGCCAAACACCCUAACUUCCAAGCUCUGCCAAGGCAGCCACUUCAAAUCAGAAAGAAGCAGUGUAUCCAAGGAAAGGAGGAGGAUGUUGUGACUGUUCAUCCGAGGGACAUGUUCAUUCCUCAGGAGGGCUGGACCUUUCUGGCUGCUGACUUCUGCCAGGUGGAGCUCCGCUUGCUGGCUCACUUCUCCUCCGACCCUGAGCUUCUCCGCAUUUUUACCAACCCACAGGCUGACGUAUUCACCAUGCUGGCCUCCCAGUGGAAAGUGAUGAGUGUUGAUGAGGUGACUCCUGAAGACAGGGAGCAUGCCAAACGCAUUGUGUAUUCUGUGGUUUAUGGAGCAGGUCGUGAACGUCUGUCGGGGAUAUUGGGGGUGAGCACUGAGCAUGCUAGUCGCUUCCAGGACAGUUUCCUCCAGACCUACAGAGAAGUCCAGACCUUCAUCCAGAGAACCAUCCAGCAGAGCCACAAAAAAGGUUACGCGGUAUCUUUAAUGGGUCGCCGUCGUAACCUUCCCAACAUCAACUCCCCAGACUGGGGGCUCCGCAUGCAGGCUGAGAGGCAGGCCGUCAACUUUGUGGUUCAGGGUUCAGCUGCGGAUCUCUGUAAGAUGGCUAUGAUCACAAUCUUUAACCUGGUCUCCUCCUCCAGCUCGCUCUCUGCCAGGCUUUUAGCACAGCUUCAUGAUGAGCUCCUUUAUGAAGUGGAAGACUCUCAGGUUGAACAAUUUGCAGCUCUGGUGAGAAGCACCAUGGAGUCCCUUCAGCACAUCCACCAUCUAGGAGUCCAUCUUAAAGUGCCCCUGAAGGUGGCAGUCUCCAUUGGCAAGUCCUGGGGAUCCAUGUCAGACCUUCACACUCCGCCUUCUGUCUCCCAAACUCCAUCUUCCUCCUUCCCCACUCCACCUCCACCACCAUGAUUAUUUAUCUCAUCUCCUCGUUUCCUAUUUUGGUUUUUCAUUUGACACGUUUUUCUUGUUACAUACACAUCUUUUGACCCUCUCUUGAUCCCUUAUCUUGUUCCUCCCUCUCAGUUUCUAUAUUUCUCCUUCCUUCUUCACUCGUCCAGCAUCCACGUUGCUAUGGAAACCAGGCAGCUGUAACUCAUGGUUCUUGCUUCAACUCUUAUCUGUUUCUGGGGGCAACCGCUGACUGGAUUGGACCAGUUCUCUCUCUUUGUCUCUCUCUCUCUCUCUCUAUCCUGUAAAAAAAGAUCCCUUGUCCACCUCCUCCUCUUCUCCUACUCGUUUUAACACACACUCACAGAAAAUACAUCUCAUUAGGGCUAAAAAUGUUUCCUCUGCCUCGUUACCAAGGUGAAGUUUCAUGUUUGAGAGAGAGCUCAAUAUUCAUUGGUUCCUAAAAUUGGUUGUUAGUUGAGCUUCUAGAUAAAACCAAACACUCCUUUGUCUGUUUUGUUAACAUAUGUUUUACUCUGAAUAAAGUUUAUUUCCAGUUAGAUUUCUGGAUCUAUUUA
This is a messenger RNA of Girardinichthys multiradiatus, 4736 nucleotides long. Its product is annotated as DNA polymerase nu-like. Bases 190 to 4179 code for a protein of 1329 amino acids. The record is from RefSeq and is a predicted model, not a curated record. The transcript is spliced from 28 exons. Gene Ontology annotation, biological process: double-strand break repair; centrosome cycle; spindle assembly. Gene Ontology annotation, molecular function: DNA-directed DNA polymerase activity; DNA binding. Lineage: Eukaryota; Metazoa; Chordata; Actinopteri; Cyprinodontiformes; Goodeidae. Gene Ontology annotation, cellular component: centrosome; HAUS complex; mitotic spindle.